CAGAAGGUGCAUCCUGGCCAACCCCAGAGGUUGCAGAGUUCUGGGGGAGCGGAGUCAGUCCCCUCCUGUUCAUGGACAGUCUGUACAGCGCAGGAUCCUCGCUGAGCUGCAGAUGGUUGGGUCAUAAAUUCAGACAGCACACUGAAAACUCUUUGGAGCUACUGGAUACGAUGUCUAAUAAUUCCACCAACACCACUGAGGAUGCUGAACUGGAGGUGGCCUUCCCUCAUGAUCUGUACACCCAAGCGUCCAAAGCAUCAGUUGGGGAGCGUCUUGGUUUCGUUGUGCAGAUUCUGGAGCAGACGGCUGCCCUGUUUGAGGAGGCUCAUAACUCUACAUCGUGGGAGGAGAAGACAGUGGAGGACUUUCUCAAUGUUGUCACCCAGCAGGCUGAUGGUCUGCGCUCCUGUAAUGGGAGCAACAGCCACAAGAAGAACAAGAAGCUGCAGAUGUAUUUCAAGAGACUCUCAGGCCAUAUCCUUGGACGAAUGGGUCACAGUGCUGAAGCCUGGGAGCUGAUCAGGAGGGAAAUCAAAAUCCAUCUAUUCAGAGCCGACCAGCUGGCUUCAUCUCUACUCACCACCAACUGA
This is a messenger RNA of Thunnus maccoyii (southern bluefin tuna), 590 nucleotides long. RefSeq names its product interferon a3-like. Gene Ontology annotation, biological process: defense response; response to exogenous dsRNA. The transcript has 6 exons. Gene Ontology annotation, cellular component: extracellular region. The record is from RefSeq and is a predicted model, not a curated record. Lineage: Eukaryota; Metazoa; Chordata; Actinopteri; Scombriformes; Scombridae. The coding region runs from base 72 to 590 and encodes 172 amino acids. Gene Ontology annotation, molecular function: cytokine receptor binding.